This is a messenger RNA of Neltuma alba, 2304 nucleotides long. RefSeq lists its product as uncharacterized. The record is from RefSeq and is a predicted model, not a curated record. Bases 190 to 2304 code for a protein of 704 amino acids. Gene Ontology annotation, molecular function: protein binding. Gene Ontology annotation, cellular component: membrane. The transcript has 6 exons. NCBI's taxonomy places the organism in Eukaryota, Viridiplantae, Streptophyta, Magnoliopsida, Fabales, Fabaceae.
AAAGAGAUGUGAAUGGUCAUAAUGAUGAGUAACGAAAUUGGUUCUCAUUAUCUUGUGCGGAAUCAGGUGUAAAUUAAGCAAAGUUUAAAGAAGCUGCUAUAAAGCUGACUCCAAAUGCUUCAUACAUUGAUAACCCACCAAGGAACCCGCAGGAAAGCCACAUAGCUUAUUGAUCUGAGAGAGAAAGCAAUGGAAAGGGGUAGAAGGGAAGAGGAAAAUCCCAAAUUAGUUGACCCCAGAAUGGAAGAACCACAGACAUUUGCUUUACUUGGAAAAUGGGACUACUUCCUGAACUACUUCCGGCAGAAAGCUGCCGCCGAUGAUCUGAUUAAGCCCUUCAAUUUGGCCGGAAACACUGCCAUUCACAUCGCGGCUCGAUCCGACAACCCCGACCUCCUCCGGAAGCUGCUGGACAUGCUUGAAAAAGCCUCCAUUGAUCAUCGCCGGGAAGCCUUGAGGGAGGUGAAUGCUCACAAGAACACACUUCUUCACCAAGUUGCCUUGUGCGAGGAAGUGGAGAUGGUGGACCUCGUGCUGAAGUACGAGAAGGACAAGAAUCUGGCGAAGCCUGAUGAUGAGAAUCUGUUGGAGCUGCGCAACGACCUCGGCGAGACGCCGGUGUAUCGGGCCGCCAAGUACGGCAGGCUGAGGAUGCUGAAGCGCAUGGCGCAACAUGUAGAGAAUAUGGAACCACACUUCCACCGAACCUCAGACUUCACUUCUAUCCUUCACAUUGCCAUAAUUGGCCAGCAUUUUGAUGUAGCCAAGUGGUUAUCAAAAAAGGAAGGCAUUGAGAAAGUAGCAUCUGCAUAUGAAGGCAUUAAGGAGAAAGGAUUGAGCUGUCUUCAACUGCUAUCGAGAAUGCCUUCAGCUUUCAAGAGCUAUAAUUCUCAGGCAGGAUUUGUACACAACCUCAUUUAUGUUUGUCUUCCCAACAAAGGUUAUGAUGAAGAAGAAGAUGAUGAUGAUGGGUUUAUUAGAGAGAACGGAGAUAUAGAAAGCGAGAAGGGAGAUAUAGAAAGCGGAAAAAACAAGGCCAAGAAAACCAUCUCACCAUCUCUAGCAGUUUCUCCCAUUAUCUAUUAUGCCAUCUGGAAACUUGUGGCCAAAGAAUGGGAUAGUGUGAAAGAAAUUUGGAAGAGAAAGAAGAAGAACAAGCAAGCAAAGGAGGUAGCUGACUUCUUAGUGAGCAUAGACAACUCAUGGACGGAGACGAAACAUGGGAGUCCACGAAGAGAAGUUGUCCUGCCGGUGAUCCAGCCCAAGAACGUUGCUGCAACGAGGAAGGCCUGCCUGGAACCCCUUAGGUGUAAGAACUACACGCCAUUGCUGCUAGCAGCGAGCACCGGCAUCAUCGAAAUCGUCGAGAAAAUCAUCGAAUCUCAUCCCGACGCCGUCUCCCAUGUCAGCCAACAUGAUGAAGAGAACGUCCUGCACGUCGCCGUCAAGCACCGUCAGAAGAACAUCUAUAAGCAUCUCAAGGAAUACAAAGUCCUCAAAGGCUUGGCCUUUCAUAUAGCCACUGAUAAUCGCACUCUUUUGCACCAAGUUGCGAGGAUGGACUAUUAUUGUGAUGGAGGAAACCACCCUGGUGUUGUCUUCCAACUUCAGGAGGAGCUCCGUUGGUUCGAAAGAGUGAAGAAGAUAGUUCCUUGUCAUUAUCAGUUGUUUUGCAACAAGGAUAAUUUAACAGCAAGAGAGCUUUUUGAUUUAGAGCACUCAGAAAUGCUGAAGGAAGCCCGAGAGUGGAUCAAGGGGACGGCUCAGUCAUGCUCGGCAGCGUCCGUUCUGGUGGCCACCGUGGUCUUUGCCGCAGGCUACUCGGUUCCCGGCGGCACCAAUGAGCUCGGCAUUCCAAACCUCCUGAACUUUCCUCUCUUCCAGUUCUUCACCGUCAUGGACGUUGUGGGGCAGGCCAGUUCACUAGUCUCAGUGAUGUUGUUCCUUUCGAUCCUUACGUCGCCGUUUCAGAUGCAAGAGUUCUACAAGUCUCUUCCCAGAAAACUCACGAUGGGAUUCACCUUCUUGUUCAUCUCCUUGAUCAGCACGGUGCUGGCUUUUGUAUCAACAAUAUUGCUGACCACUGGGACGGGGGAAGACGAGAAAUGGCGUUCCCGUUUGACUUACAGUAUUACGUUCGUCCCUGUGACUCUAUUUGGAUUGACUCAAUUUCCCAUUAUGAUGGCCGUUAAGUACGGGAUGAAGAGGGUAUGGAAGAAUCUCAAGAAGAUGGUUCCAAAGGACAUGAUUACUAAAAUGUCCACAAAGCCCACCUGCAAAAGAGAUUAUUCAAAAUACUUAUAA